Messenger RNA from Sinocyclocheilus rhinocerous, 3478 nucleotides. RefSeq names its product leucine-rich repeat and fibronectin type-III domain-containing protein 5-like. The transcript is spliced from 3 exons. Bases 730 to 2952 code for a protein of 740 amino acids. The record is from RefSeq and is a predicted model, not a curated record. Lineage: Eukaryota; Metazoa; Chordata; Actinopteri; Cypriniformes; Cyprinidae. Gene Ontology annotation, molecular function: protein binding.
UUGUUUAAACAGCUCUACCGUUAUGAUGAGGAAUUGGCUCCCUCUUUCCGCCUCAUGGGCAAUUAAUUAGACCUCUCUUUAAAUUUUCAGCAUCCUAUGUGUGUUGUAUCGACUUGUAGGAGACAUUUCGAGUUAUAAAUCCAUCUUCAGUCGCGUGUGGAGAGCGUAGCUACGCUGUUUGAGGAGAAGACACUUUUUAUACCUUCUGGAUGGAGGGUCGGCGCGGAAGGCAGUCGGUCAGUGACUGUGUGGAUUAAGCGGGGAGGAAAGUGCUUGUAAAGGUGCGGUGGUGAGAAGGUAUCCCUGUUGAGAUUUUAUUUGACUUAACGGGUUUAAUGCGGACAAAAGCUCGCGCUCGAGCGAGGUGCGUCGACGGGCGGGAGGAGAAUGGCACGAGCUUCCGCGCUUCUGAGGGGAAAACAAGUACUUGGCUUUCUUGAGGGGCGUCGGGCACAUUGCGCAGGAAUUUGACUGUCCCUCAGAGUACGUUUUCUGGAGAUAUCUAUCCAUUACGUCGAAAGGGAAAAAACCCAUUGGAUUUUAGUGGUUUUGGAUAUGGGCUUUGGGGAGUUGGAUGCCUUCAUAUCACGCGCACCUUUGAAUUUAGUGUGAAUCCAGUGGAACACAACAUGGGAAAAUAUGACAAGUGAGAAGAUUCGGUUCCUCUGACCCUCGGUGCUUCAAGCCGGACUGGCGUUCCUUCUGCUAGGUGUAAAAACCUGAUUUACAAUGGAAAAACUGCUUGUCUGCUUGUUGGUUAUCGGAAUGGCAGUGAAGGCCCAGAUCUGUCCAAAGCGCUGCGUCUGUCAAGUUCUGUCCCCCAACCUCGCAACACUCUGUGCCAAAAAAGGGCUGCUCUUUGUUCCGCCCAACAUAGACAGGCACACCGUGGAGCUCCGGCUCGCUGAUAACUUUGUCACCAGUGUAAAACGGAAAGACUUGGCCAACAUGACCAAGCUGGUGGAUCUUACUUUGUCAAGGAAUACAAUAAGCUACAUCACUCCACAUGCGUUCGCGGACUUGGAUAACCUACGAGCCUUGCAUCUAGACCACAACCGGUUGACGCGAAUAGCCAACGAUGUCUUCAGUGGCAUGUCUAAGCUGCAUCACCUGAUUCUGAACAACAACCAACUGAUCCUCAUCCACAUGGGAGCCUUUAAUGACCUACUAGCCCUCGAAGAACUGGACUUAUCCUACAACAACCUGGAGACCAUCCCCUGGGAGGCCAUUCAAAAGAUGACCAGCCUACACACUCUUAGUCUGGACCAUAACAUGAUCGAAUACAUUCCUGAGGGGACUUUUUCCCUCUUACAGAAGCUCAACCGCUUGGACGUGACCUCCAACAAGCUCCAGAAGCUUCCACCGGACCCGCUUUUCCAGCGGGCGCAGGUUCUGGCCACGUCUGGUGUACUGAAUAUCCCAGAGGAGGAGUUCCUCUGCGAGCCACCCCUCAUCACCCGCCACUCUCACGAGAUGAGGGUCCUGGAGGGCCAACGGGUAGCAUUAAAGUGCAAAGCUAGGGGAGAUCCGGAACCUGCCAUUCACUGGAUAUCUCCCGAUGGGAAGUUGGUUUCAAACUCAUCACGCACGCUGGUUUACAACAACGGAACUUUGGACAUCCUGAUUAGCACAGUAAAGGACACGGGCUCUUUCACAUGCAUUUACUCAAAUCCUGCCGGGGAGGCCCACCAAACCGUGGAGCUGGUCAUCAUCAAGCUUCCGCACAUUAGCAACAGCACUAAUAACAUCCAAGAGCCUGACCCGGGCUCUUCUGACAUCUCCACUUCGACAAGGGCAGGAGCAAAUGGCAGCAACCACACCGGCGAUGCCAAAACCAGCUCUGAUAAGAGGGUGGUUAUGUCAGAAGCCACCUCAUCCACAGCACUCAUCAAAUUUAACUUUCAGAGGAAUAUACCUGGAAUACGCAUGUUUCAGAUUCAGUAUAAUGGAACCUAUGAUGACUCUCUUGUUUACAGAAUGAUUCCCCCAACGAGUAAAAACUUCCUGGUGAAUAACCUGGCCGCCGGGACGCAGUACGACCUCUGUGUGCUGGCCAUUUACGACGACGGCAUAACCUCCUUGACGGCUACGCGGGUUGUGGGCUGCGUGCAGUUCACCACUGAAUCUGAAUAUCUGCGCUGCCACUUCAUGCAGUCCCAGUUCUUGGGCGGCACUAUGAUCAUCAUCAUCGGGGGCAUAAUCGUCGCCUCCGUCCUCAUCUUCAUCAUCAUCCUCAUGAUCCGCUACAAGGUGUGCAACAGCGGCGCCGCCGCCAAGGGGACCUCGGUCACCGACGUGCACUCUCAAACCAACGGGGCACAAUCCCAAGGCUGUACCGUCACACCGUCUGCCUCCAAACAAGGUGCUUUCAGCUUAGAGGAGGGCGAGGGGUGCAAAAAGAGCUCCGCCGCACCUCUUCCUCCCCCUCCAGAUUCCCAAACCCACACCUCAGAGACUUCCAUCCCAGACUGCACCACCUCCACUUCCCUGAUAAGCCAAAGCUGGACAACUCCCGGCUCUUCAGGGUCACUAAAGCCAAAGCGCAAACCAGCGCCAAAGCCUGUCCCGGCGGCCGGCGCCGAGCCCAAAGUAGAGGCGCUACCUAAUGCAGAGACGCAAAACACCAACCGCAACAACUCCACCGCUCUUCAGCAGCCAGUCCCAACCCCUCCAUCUAGCUUCAAAGACACUCCAAUUUUAAGGAGGGCUCGUCCGUCUUCGUCCAAGUAUAUGACACUGCCCGUGGAAGGAGCACGGGCUAAACGCAGGUACUCUUUGAACGAGAACCUGUCGAAACAUCACUGCUACAUUGGCUCGCAGAAACUGGGCAACGUGUUUUGCAAGCGGAGUAUGUCUGUGAAUGGAAUGCUAGUCCAAAUGGCGAACUCAAAUCUAGACAGUGAGAAAACUGCCUUUUCCAGUUCAGAGUGGAUUCUAGAGAGCACCGUGUGAAUGUACGACUGCUGGAGACUAGAUGGAGUGUCUGCAUCUCAUUGUGUACGUGCGUUCGAGUAUGUGUGUGUGUGUGUGUGUGUGGGUGUGCAUAGGCGCUCAUAGUAUAUAGAUCGUAUGAAUGAUCGUAUGAAUGUGCACGUUUUGCACCAUUUCUUUUGUUUCCAUCUGCAAAUCAUAUUUUCUGCUGUCUUUUUAUUAAUGUUUUUGGAAACCCAUGGAUUAAUGUGGAUGUUUACCUUGAGGGAGGUUCGAGAGCCGCUCUGAGCAAGAUCCAUCACCCGAGAGAGACACGCCUCCAUCUUCACUGCACACGCCGAGCAUCACGGUAAGAGGAAAGCAUUGGUGCCUUCCUGUGACCUCUUACCUGGGGCUCCUACUGGAUACAAGCUUUGUAUCGGUUACCUGGAUGGAAGGAAAAAUUAGAUUUCACAAAAAAGCCUUUCUAUUCAAGGAAAUGACAUUUCCUGCAUAUUAUAGAGAAACUCUUAAUGGGGAAAAAAACAACUAUAUAAGGACGUGAUAC